AUGUCAGGCAGAAAGAAAACGUUAUUGAAGGUUAUAAUUUUAGGAGACUCCGGUGUCGGAAAAACGUCUUUGAUGCAGCAGUUUGUCAACAACAAGUUUAGCCAUCAAUACAAAGCCACCAUCGGAGCCGACUUUUUGACCAAAGAUAUCACGCUCGAUAACAACAAGCAAGUGACUUUACAAAUUUGGGAUACUGCUGGACAAGAAAGAUUCCAAAGCUUGGGAGUAGCAUUCUAUAGAGGAGCUGACUGUUGUGUUUUGUGUUACGAUGUGACUAACGAAAAGUCGUUGAACAACUUGGCUAGCUGGAAAGAUGAGUUUUUAGUCCAGUCCAAUGUUAGCAAUCCCCAGGACUUUCCCUUCAUAAUAAUAGGUAACAAGAUCGAUGUGGACGAAAACAAGAAAAUUCCCUCAUUACAGAAGAAGUUGGCCAAUAUCACCAAUAACCAGUUGGGAGGUUUGAACUACCCCGUAUUUGAAACAUCUGCUAAAGAUGCCAUUAACGUAGAGGCAGCAUUUGAAGUGGUGGCCAAGAUGGCGUUACAGCAGGAAGAGUUGAACGAUGCCAAUGGAAACGAUGUUAGCGACGACUAUAAUGAUGCCAUCAACAUUCAUUUGGAGGGAGACUCUGCUGGAUGUGGAUGUUAG
Messenger RNA from Yamadazyma tenuis ATCC 10573, 648 nucleotides. RefSeq names its product Rab family GTPase (gene YPT72). Gene Ontology annotation, cellular component: vacuole; late endosome; fungal-type vacuole membrane. Gene Ontology annotation, molecular function: GTPase activity; GTP binding. The record is from RefSeq and is a predicted model, not a curated record. Lineage: Eukaryota; Fungi; Ascomycota; Pichiomycetes; Serinales; Debaryomycetaceae. Gene Ontology annotation, biological process: regulation of vacuole fusion, non-autophagic.